CUCUGCCGUUCCGAGUUUUACAGAUCUCCUCGCGAUCGUUUAGCGCAUACGGUCGGAGUCUUUGGUGACGCGUCGAUCGGCGUUCGAAAUUAUGAAGUAAACUCCUCCGGUGCUCCGGUCGAGUUCUGGACGUUCGAUUUCGUGUGUUUAAAGUUGUUGCAGGGCAAAUCUCCGUUUGCCACGAUGAGCAACAUGCAACCGGAAGAGUACGAGAACACGGGCUGGCUGUCGUACUUUAGCCGCCACAAGACCACGUACACGGCGGCCGAUAUUCACAAGAUCAGCAAUGAGCUGAACAACUUGCGCAAAAACCUGACGGCCACGCACUACGCGUACGGUGAGCUGAGCAGUGAGCUGAAGGCCCUCCGGAGUUUGCAGGAACAACAGCGGGUGGCGGACGAGUACGAGCAGCGCGUCCAGAGCAAAUCCAUCCCGAAGGCGAUCGAGAAGCGUCUCAAGGAUCAGGCGGACGAGAUUAAGGGCCUCAAGGGUGAGCUGGCCGGGUGCCGGAAUGAGCUAACGAAGCAGCUCACCGCCCUGAAGGUGACCUGCAGCGAAUUGGGCAAGGUGGCCAAAACGAAGUCGAAAGGUGGCGAAGGGUCCGCCUUUGGUGGCGUACUCGAAAGUCGUAUCAUCGCCGCGGAACUCCAGAUCGAUCAGCUGGCGCGCAGCCAUCAGGAGCGUCUCGGUGCACUCGAGACGAAAGUGUGCACACUGGAGCGCUGUAACGGGGUCACCGGUGAGCGCCUUAGUGGCGGUGGCCCGAUCGGGGACACUCCGAUGUACGACGAGCGACUGAAAGGGCUGGAGAGCGAUUUCACUCGCAAACUGCAAGACCUCACCGAUCUGGUGGUGGAAUUACAGCGGAAGCUGGCCCAGAGCGAGGCGAAGCAGGUGGAGAUGCUCCAGAAGUUGACCGUUGACCAGGGAUCGUUGUACGAGCAGCUGGAGGCUCGGUACGACGAGCAGUGUGGCAAGCUGCGUGAGUUGCAGGUCCGGCUCAGCCAUGUUGGACAUCGGGACGAUAUCGACUCGACGUUCGUCUGAGGGGCCACGGGGAGCCGCCAUUCUUAUGUUUACGUUGUAGUAAAAUGUCAGGUACUAUUAAUUCUAGCGUUAAUGGCCACCGUAUUCCCGAAUCUUCAUCCGACCAGGGCUAGUGAUUUGGAAAGAGUAGACUAAGUUCAGUGAUUGCCAGUGGUUCGAUGUGGAAAACCAAGUGAGCCGAUGUUGCGAUCAGGAAACGCCGCCGCGGAUGUGAUUUUAUUGGCCGUCUUUCCCUUCGUCCAUUCGUCAACACGAGCGAAGCGAAAUUGCUUCGCUCGAGUUCCGUCGGAGCUCCGCUUCAAAAAGGAUACGGGUACGCUUCCUUUCGUCGUACAGGGCACAACAUUCGAGGCCCGUUGCGUGACUAUAAAUAAACCCUCACAUCGUAAGGCCAACGUA
Anopheles bellator is the source of this 1446-nucleotide messenger RNA. RefSeq lists its product as uncharacterized. The transcript is spliced from 3 exons. The record is from RefSeq and is a predicted model, not a curated record. Bases 184 to 1047 code for a protein of 287 amino acids. Lineage: Eukaryota; Metazoa; Arthropoda; Insecta; Diptera; Culicidae.